AUGGAUAAUUGGAGAAGAAUUGAUAUUGAUGCGUUAGAAACGGAUAAUCAUUUAUCAAAAGAAGACUUGAUUCCUGAUUUACCACCUAUAUCGAAUGAAGAAAUAGUUUCAUUAUCAAAGCAAUGUAGAUCGGCAUUGUCACUGGGCCAAUUCUUACAAGCAUUAACUUUAGCAUUGGACACUCCACCAUAUGUUUCAGAUGAAAAAACAAAGGAAUUACAUGCUGAAACAGUGUUUGAAGUCUUAUGUUCCAUUAAAAAUAACCACAACACGAAUGACUUGUCGAAUUUCGUCAAGCAAUUGGACUCUAACCAGCAGGAUACAUUGGUUAAAUACUUAUAUAAAAACAUGGGUACUAGUUACGGUGCUAAACAAGGUGGAUUGUUGUUGCAUUGGUUUGAAAAGACAGUUGAAGUCACCGGAUUGGGUCCAAUUGUCCGUUUCAUGGCAGAUAGAAGAACAGUUUAA
Molecule: messenger RNA, 468 nt
Organism: Debaryomyces tyrocola
Lineage: Eukaryota; Fungi; Ascomycota; Pichiomycetes; Serinales; Debaryomycetaceae
Source: the annotation of a GenBank genome assembly